GAUUGGGGAAAUCCCCAGCUGUCUCUAUAUAUACCGUAACAAAUCUGUUCACAUAAAACAACAUUGCUUAUUUUUAUGGUAAGCUCACUCCAAUAUUGAAAAGAUGAUGUUUUUCAUUCUUGUACUGUUCCUUAUGUCAAUAACCCAAGCCAGGACGGCUUCCUUGUUAACCGGUUCUAACGAUAAAAACACUACGGCUUUGAACAACAAUAAACAGGACGUAAAGGAAAUCGAUGUUCUGCGACAGCUCAUAAACCAGGAGACUCUCAUCCGGGUAUCUCUUGUCAAUGACGUCAGGGCAGCUGUGGAUGACGUAACCUAUGUGAAACGAAGCAUGACGUCAACAGAAACCACGGUCUCCUCCCUACAGCAGACACUAAAUGGAUUGAAAGUUCAGGUCGAUUUUUUAACACAGGAUAAGAAUUUAGCGGAGAAAGCAGAAACAUUACAAAGGGAAGUUAAUACUGUUAGUAGGCAGAACCAGAUUUUGAUACGGAAGAUAGAAAACUUGGAAAAACAGGUUGAAAUAAACAAUACCAACUCUUUACAGCAGAUUGUAGAAACAUUACAAACACAAGUUGAUUCUUUAAACAGAGAACAGAGGAGAAAAAUCAAGAAGAUUGCAAUAAAUUGUAAGAACAAAAUUGAAGAAGCUAAGCAGAAGUUUAAUAGAAACAUCGCAGAGAUUUACGAGCUUCUAAACAACAGAACAUUGGAAACAGUUACUAAAGAUUCAAAAAUAAUCAAGGAUUGUAAGGAUCACUUUCUACAAGGUCAUAAACAAUCUGGUGUAUACAGUAUAAACCCCUUUAGUAAUGAGACUCGGGUACACGUGUACUGUGAUAUGGAGACAGAAGGCGGAGGGUGGACUGCAAUCCAGAAAAGGGUCAGUGGAUCCGUGAGUUUUAACAGAACGUGGGCGGAGUACAAGAAUGGAUUUGGUAACGCUAGUGACUCUUACUGGAUUGGAAAUGACGUCAUUCAUCAGCUUACCAAGGGAAGAAACUCAUCCCUAUACGUCUUUAUAACAUUGAAAAAUGGCACAACUUUAUACGAACUCUAUCAUCAGUUUUCUGUGUCUGAUGAAACGGACAAGUACAGACUUUUUCUUGGAGGACCAGCUACCGGCACUUUGGGUGACGCUAUGUUAGACACUGGUCAUUCUCAGUGGGAUCUUUCUGGAAUGUACUUCUCCACCCCGGACAGACAAAAUGACAGGAAUGUUUAUAUAAACUGUGCUGGUGUCUUGGGAGUAGGAUGGUGGUUAAACUCUUGUUUCCAAACCUUUCUUAACGGUCCCUGGUCCCCGGAGUUCUGGUUUCUUCCUUGGCCGCCUACUAUAUUGAGUGGGACAUCAGUGAUGGGGACCACGAUGAUGAUCAGGCGUCACUAGAUGCAGAUUAAUGAAGAAUGGAAAGGGAUAAUUCAUUCAAUAGAAUAUUAUUAUGACGAGAUAAUGACAAAGCUAUGGAUGAUUAAAUAUUAUACCAUUAUAAAGCGUCAAUUAUAAGCAAAGUUCAUAAAAUAGACAUUGUUAUUUCAUUUCAUAAAGUAGCUAUUUUAUAUAUAUUUGUAUUCUAUUGAUUUCUAGUUUUAAUAAAUAUUUCUGAACAAGAUA
Messenger RNA from Saccostrea cuccullata (small rock oyster), 1618 nucleotides. Its product is annotated as fibroleukin-like. NCBI's taxonomy places the organism in Eukaryota, Metazoa, Mollusca, Bivalvia, Ostreida, Ostreidae. The coding region runs from base 104 to 1393 and encodes 429 amino acids. The transcript has 6 exons. The record is from RefSeq and is a predicted model, not a curated record.